AUGUUUUCUCAAUAUAAAAAAGAUUUUUCGUUUAAAACCAAUAGAGAUUCUGUCACCUCGGAAGGUUCUGAAGAGCCAGGCGCGUCAUUAUUCUACUCCGUACAAACAUUACCAACAGAAUCAGAAAUUCACGAGUCAAUAUCCCUUCAACCCUCACGGGUGCGAGAGUAUAAUCAAUACGAGGACGAAGACGAACAAGAGAACGAGCCUGAUGCAGCGUUUUUAUCUGAACAAUCUCCUAGUUUCUAUUCCAAAAAGCAGGCUGCGGCAGAGAUUUAUCUAGACAUUCCUACUAAUCACAUGGUUAAAGUUACUAAUAACACACUCUCAGAGGGACUUCUUCCCACAACAAAGAUACCGCCAAAUCAACUUUCAUGCGUUUUACACAGAAAGUAUAAAGAUCCAGCAUUUGCAAUCCUUUUUGGUUUAGGACUUAUAAUGAUGUUAACUAUUGGUACAUUUCUGAUAUUCACAACCAAUUCAUACGUAUUAAAGGAUUAUUCACAUGGAUCCGUAUUUUUUGCCAUCAGAGACAGCGUUGGACCACUUUUAUUUGCUUUAUUUUUCUCUCUAAUUAUGGGUGUUAUAUGGAUAUUAUUACUUCGUUCAUUUACCAAGAUCAUAGUUUGGGGAACUUUGACAGCCGUUCCAUUCAUUUGUUUUGCGAUUUUCAUUUGGACUAGAGUUGAAGCAUUUUCGGGAGCUCUUCGAGAUUCAGGGAAGCCUGAUCCGCAAGAUGAUGCACUCGCGGUGUUAUCAUUUAUUCCAUUGAUUAUAUUCAUUGUAUAUUCAAUAAUUCUUUUUACUCAUCGAAAAAAAAUCGAAAGGACUAUAUCCCUUAUUCAAUUAGCAAUUGAUAUAGUGAGAGAUAAUCCGCAAAUGUUUUGGGUUUCGCUCAAGAUUCUUACUGUUUAUGUCUUAUUUACAAUAAUGUGGUUAUAUGUAUUUAGUCAUGUAUUUCUAGUUGGACAUAUGGUGCAAAUUGCUUCAGAAGACAUUUGGAAAUUAGAGCCAAAUACAUAUCUACUCAUUUUGUAUUUCAUCUUUAUGUAUUUAUGGACUUCCGCUGUUUUGAGUAAUGUUCAAAAAGUAACCAUAUCUGGAGUUAUCAUACUCCAUAAAUUUGAAUAUAAUAACAUUCUAAUAUUUUGUUAUUUUAGAAAUGAUUAUGAUGAUUUAGAUGAUUCAGAUCGAAAUAAGGAAGUAACAGAUAUAUCUUUUUUGAAGGCAACGACAGUUUCAUUUGGAACAGUUUGUCUUGGAGGGCUUAUUCUUUCAUCUAUUCAAAUAAUUAAAUACUUUACCGAUUUUUUGAAAAAGAAAUUCAAAAAUAGCUCGGUUCUUUGUUGUCUAUCAUGGGUUCUGACAUUCAUUGAUGGUAUUAUAGACAAUUUAAACAAUUAUACUUUAAUUUACGUAGGCAUUUAUGGUGAGAAUUUCUGUUCUUCGGCACAUAAAACGACCAAGUUAUUUCGUGGUAAUCUUGUUUCUGGACUAGUAAGCGACUUUGCAGCCAAAUCGAUUCUGUAUAUCGGAUCUAUAAUCAUCGCACUUAUUUGUGGAUUCGCAACCUUUAUAUAUGCUACACAUACACUUCAAUCACCAUACGGAUAUGUUGUUGGAAUUAUAGCUUCAAUCGUUCCUUAUUAUAUUUCGCAAUUUUAUACACACAUUAUGAUGAACACAGUCGAUGCUACUUUUGUGUGUUAUACAAUUGAUCUUGAUUCAAACUUGGAAAGUUGUAAAAGAGCACAUAAAGCAUUUUCCAAUUAA
Funneliformis geosporum is the source of this 1773-nucleotide messenger RNA. NCBI's taxonomy places the organism in Eukaryota, Fungi, Glomeromycota, Glomeromycetes, Glomerales, Glomeraceae. The record is from the annotation of a GenBank genome assembly.